AAUAUGAUGGAUAAUGUUUCAGUAAUUACAAUGUUUACUCUGUCAGGGUUAAAUGGCACAGCAAACUACAGAGUCACUGUCUUUGCUCUCACUUUAUUGUGUUACUUUGUGAUUUGGCUGGUAAAUCUGACCAUUAUUGUGACAAUCAUUGUGGAUAAAAGCCUUCAUGAACCCAUGUACAUCUUCCUCUGUAAUCUGUGCAUCAGUGGACUGUAUGGGACAGCAGGUUUUUAUCCCAAAUUCCUCAAUGAUCUUUUGUCUCCCACUCAUGUCAUCUCUUAUACUGGAUGUCUUCUGCAGGGUUUUGUGUUGCACUCUGCAGUUUGUGCUGAUUUCUCUAUUCUAGUAGUAAUGGCCUAUGACAGAUAUGUGGCUAUUUGUCAACCUCUGGUAUACCACUCUGUGAUGACUAAGGAAAAAAUUAGAAUGUUUGUGUUUUUUUCUUGGCUUGUUCCCCUUUACUUGGUGUUCAUGAGCACAAUAACGACUUCACUAUCAAGGUUAUGUGGCUCACACAUACCGAAGAUCUACUGUGUCAAUUUUUUGGUUGGUAAACUUGCUUGUUCUGCCUCAAUAGCAAACAUUGUUAUUCCAGCUUUUAAUUACACUUUUUACUUUUUGCAAACUAUUUUUAUAGUAUGGUCUUACAUGUAUCUAAUAAAAACAUGCAUUUUUUCCAGUGUGAACAGAAGUAAGUUUAUGCAAACAUGUCUGCCACAUUUAUUAUGUUUAAUUGUUAUUGUUGUAUGUUUGAUGUUUGAUUUGUUGUACAUGCGAUUUGGCUCAAAACAAAGUGUAUCACAAAGUGUCCAGAAUUUUAUGGCAAUAGUAUUUCUCUUUAUUCCUCCAAUAAUCAAUCCCCUCAUAUACGGCUUCAAAUUGACACAAAUAAGAAACACAGUUGUGCAUUUUUUGUGUGGUAAAUAUAAACUUAAGUUUUUCUGUGGGGAGAACUAA
This is a messenger RNA of Seriola dumerili (greater amberjack), 957 nucleotides long. Its product is annotated as olfactory receptor 6C1-like. The transcript has a single exon. Bases 4 to 957 code for a protein of 317 amino acids. Gene Ontology annotation, molecular function: G protein-coupled receptor activity; olfactory receptor activity. Gene Ontology annotation, cellular component: membrane. Lineage: Eukaryota; Metazoa; Chordata; Actinopteri; Carangiformes; Carangidae. The record is from RefSeq and is a predicted model, not a curated record. Gene Ontology annotation, biological process: G protein-coupled receptor signaling pathway.